Messenger RNA from Dentiscutata heterogama, 391 nucleotides. The record is from the annotation of a GenBank genome assembly. Lineage: Eukaryota; Fungi; Glomeromycota; Glomeromycetes; Diversisporales; Gigasporaceae.
UCUCUACAAUGUUAAAGAUGGAAAUGAUCUUUUAUAUUGUGGCGGUAAGCAUCACACUGAAAUUGAUGUUAUUGUAAAAACAUGUUCUUAUAUUGUUAAUGGACUGCAGAAUGGAACUGGAAUAUAUUGUAAAUGGGGAGAGUCUUUUUGUCCCUUAAGCCAGUUCGCUAGUUAUGAAAGAGGUAGGAAAUGUGAUGUCCGAUUUUUAAGUCAUACGGGAAUAGAUCUUGGUGAGUGGGAGUUUUCCGCUCAAGCAACUCCAACUAAAGCAAUCGAUGAUCGUUGUCGCUCAGCUAGGAUAAACCAAUCCAUCUUAAAUGGCCUGUUGAGCAGAGAUUUAACUGACGCACAAGUGGGUAUUAUCAAGGUCCCAUAUUUAGAAAUUGCUGGU